AUGCGGACUCUCUCCGGCGGACUGGCGCUGGCGCUGACCACCCUCUGCAUCAGCCACACACACGCCGUAUCACCAUCAGAAUACCGCGAUGCCUGCCCGGACUAUCUACACUACUCCCGCGUCAAGCAUGGCCCACUCAGCAAUGGCCCCAUGAGACUUCCCUACCAACGUCCGGCGAAACCAUGCCGGACCUUUACAUCCUCCCUUGUGGAGAAGAUCAUCAACGACAUGAACACCAGUCUCGUCGAUCGAGAUCUCGCACGGCUAUUCGAGAAUGCCUUUCCCAACACUCUCGACACGACGGUGAGAUGGCAUGUUGACUCGACGCAGAAAGGGCAUCCCGAGAAUGCGUUCCAACAGAUGCUGGACUUUGGAGACCCGGACGCCUGGGAGGGACCGCAGAGUUUCAUCGUGACGGGCGAUAUCAAUGCGGAGUGGUUGCGGGAUUCGACCAACCAGUUGGCGCAGUAUCAGCGGCUUGCGAAGAGUGACAAGGAUAUUGAGAUGCUGAUUCUCGGGGCGAUCAACACGCAAGCGGAAUAUGUCAUCGCCUCACCCUACUGCAACGCCUUCCAACCACCACCUCCCAGCGGCCUCCAACCCAGCAACAACGGCCAAAACGACAACGUUCACCCCGUCUACGAACCCAGCCAAGUCUUCGAAUGCAAAUACGAACUCGACUCUCUCGCCCACUUCCUCUCCCUCUCCAACCAAUUCUACGCCUCCACUGGUUCCACCGCCUUCCUCACUCCCCGCUGGUACACCGCACUCUCCUCCCUCCUCAAAGUCCUCGACCAACAAUCCCGCCCCACCUUCACCGAAUCCACCGGCUCCUUCGAACCCCAAACCUACCGCUUCCAACGCUGGACCGACGCCGGCACCGAAACCCUCCCCCUCUCCGGCAACGGCAACCCCCUCAACUGGUCCACCGGUCUCAUCCGCUCCGCUUUCCGCCCCUCCGACGACGCCACCAUCUUCGGCUUCUUCAUCCCCGCCAACGCCAUGAUGUCUGUCGAACUCAAACGCGCCGCAGCCAUGCUCACCGCCGCGGGCAAACCACACAUCGGCCAAACGCUCAAGAACCGCGGCGAGAUCAUCGAAAAAGGCGUCUGGGAACACGGCGUGGUACACCACAAAACUCACGGCCCGGUCUUCGCUUUCGAAGUCGACGGAUACGGCUCCGCUUUACUCAUGGACGACGCGAACCUCCCUUCCCUCCUCGCCCUUCCUCUUCUCGGCUUCUUGAAGCGGGAAGAGCGAACCUACCAAAACACCCGCAAAAUGAUCCUCAGCAAAGCAGGAAACCCUUACUACCUCACCGGCUCCGUCUUCAGCGGUAUCGGCGGUCCACACGUGGGACUAAGGAAUGCGUGGCCGAUGAGUUUGUUGGUGCAAGCGAUGACGAGCGACGAUGAUGAGGAGAUUAGAGGGUGUUUGGAGGCGGUGAAGAAGGUCAGUCCGUUGGGAUUGGUGCAUGAGAGCGUGAAUGUGGAGGUGAAGAAGGAUUUUACGAGGAGUUGGUUUGCGUGGGCGAAUAGCGUGUUUGCGCAGACGAUUUUGGAUUUGGCGGAGAGGAAGCCGCAUUUGUUGUUCAAGGAGGGGAGGGGGAAGUAUGUUGUUGGGGAGGAGGGUGGGAAGGAAGCUUGA
Zymoseptoria tritici IPO323 is the source of this 1647-nucleotide messenger RNA. RefSeq lists its product as uncharacterized. Lineage: Eukaryota; Fungi; Ascomycota; Dothideomycetes; Mycosphaerellales; Mycosphaerellaceae. The transcript has a single exon. Gene Ontology annotation, biological process: carbohydrate metabolic process. The coding region runs from base 1 to 1647 and encodes 548 amino acids. The record is from RefSeq and is a predicted model, not a curated record.